This is a messenger RNA of Glycine soja, 2457 nucleotides long. RefSeq names its product probable polyol transporter 4. Gene Ontology annotation, biological process: transmembrane transport. The transcript is spliced from 2 exons. The coding region runs from base 385 to 1980 and encodes 531 amino acids. The record is from RefSeq and is a predicted model, not a curated record. Gene Ontology annotation, cellular component: membrane. Gene Ontology annotation, molecular function: myo-inositol:proton symporter activity. Lineage: Eukaryota; Viridiplantae; Streptophyta; Magnoliopsida; Fabales; Fabaceae.
AACCAUGUGAAUUGUGAUGCAUGACAAUGAAAUAAAUAUUGAAGAAAGAUUGAAACUUGAGUUGCUUGAGCUUUUAAUUUACUUGCGUGACAUAAAGGGUUGGCCCCUCUUGUUGCCUAGUUCUGCCCUUUAAUUUCGGGAGGUUAUUCUUUCAUUCUUUUUAGUUUUAGUUUCAGUUUUCAGACUUUCAGAUCCAAAGGCCAAAUCUUAGGGUCAUGACUUUGGUGUUGAUGAGUCUUGGAUAUGUCAUAUGAUUGUCCAACCAAACCAAACAAAAACGAAAAAACAGCACCCUUGUAACUCAAAGGUAGCAACUUGAGACAGUUUUCUCAAGUUCGAACAUCUAAGAGAACACAAGGUCCAAUUGGAAUCCGAAUUAAGUUGAUGGGGUUCCAAGAAAACGGGAAUGGGGAAAUGGGGUUGUCUGGAAUCCCCUUGGGAGCAAAGAACAAGUACAAGAGGAUGACCUCUGAGCUUCCUGACGACAACGAUGAUGUUUUUUUGCACCAACAGCAAGUGGAAGAGAGGAGGAGCAGUACCAGGAAAUAUGUUAUUGCCUGUGCCAUCUUUGCUUCUCUCAACAAUGUCCUUCUUGGCUAUGAUGUAGGUGUCAUGAGUGGAGCUGUUAUAUUUAUCAAAGAAGAUCUGAAGAUAUCUGAGGUUCAGGUCGAGUUUUUGAUUGGUAUUCUUAGCAUUAUUUCUCUAUUCGGUAGCCUUGGUGGUGGAAGAACAUCAGAUAUUAUUGGUAGAAAAUGGACAAUGGCCUUGGCUGCAGUUGUCUUCCAAAUGGGUGGACUCACAAUGACUCUUGCCCCUUCGUAUGCAGUACUAAUGGUUGGAAGAUUUCUAGCUGGAAUUGGAAUAGGAUUUGGAGUUAUGAUUUCCCCUAUAUAUAUUGCUGAGAUAUCACCAAAUCUAAAUAGAGGCUCUCUCACCGCCUUCCCAGAGAUUUUCAUAAAUGUAGGAAUUAUGCUUGGUUAUGUGUCAAAUUACGCGUUUUCUGGCCUUUCAGCACACAUAAGUUGGAGAGUAAUGCUAGCAGUGGGCAUUUUGCCCUCAGUGUUCAUUGGCUUUGCCCUUUUCGUUAUCCCCGAAUCACCAAGGUGGUUGGUAAUGCAGAACCGCAUAGACGAAGCAAGAUCUGUGCUGUUGAAGACAAAUGAAGAUGAGAAAGAAGUGGAGGAGAGGCUUGCAGAAAUACAGCAAGCUGCUGGAUUUGCCAAUUCUGAUAAGUAUGAUGAUAAACCAGUGUGGCGUGAGCUGCUGUUUCCUCCUCCUCCUCUUCGGCGAAUGCUGAUCACUGGACUUGGAAUUCAGUGUUUCCAACAGAUCUCAGGAAUCGAUGCAACUGUGUAUUACAGUCCUGAAAUUUUCCAAGCAGCUGGUAUUGAGGACAAUUCAAAACUUCUAGCUGCUACUGUUGCUGUAGGCAUAUCAAAGACUAUUUUUAUUUUGGUAGCAAUCAUUCUCAUUGAUAAACUAGGUAGGAAGCCACUUCUCAUGAUAAGCACAAUUGGGAUGACAGUUUGUUUGUUCUGUAUGGGGGCUACUCUUGCUUUGCUUGGAAAAGGGUCAUUUGCGAUUGCAUUGUCUAUUCUGUUUGUUUGCGGGAAUGUAGCAUUCUUCUCAGUUGGAUUAGGCCCUGUGUGCUGGGUUUUGACUUCUGAAAUCUUCCCUUUGCGUGUGCGUGCUCAAGCAUCUGCACUUGGAGCUGUGGCUAAUAGGGUCUGCAGCGGCCUUGUGGCCAUGUCUUUUCUUUCUGUGUCUGAGGCAAUUAGUGUUGCUGGAACAUUCUUUGCGUUUUCUGCAAUUUCGGCUCUUGCCAUUGCCUUUGUCGUCACACUAGUUCCUGAAACCAAAGGGAAGUCACUGGAGCAGAUAGAGAUGAUGUUUCAGAAUGAGUAUGAGAUUCAAGGGAAAGAAACGGAGCUAGGAGAUGUUGAACAACUUGUGCAGAACCAAACUGAUUUAACAAAUUAAUUGAUUAAUUAGCCCCUGCCUUUAUGCGACUCUUAUGGAUUUGUUAUUCCAUGGUUACACAUCUUUCACUUGUUAUGUCUAAGGCUCUAUGCAUGCUACUUGUGAUUCAGUGGAGGAUAUUCCUGGCAAGAAUAUAUGAUCUUCUGCACCAGAAAAUUUGAGAUAUGUGAGUUGGGGACACAAGGAAACAUGAAGAUAAAAUGCACUCUAAACUUUUCCUAGUUGAACAAUUAUUCUUAUUUUUUUUUUUAUCUACAUUAAAGUCAAUUAUAGCAUUGUAUAUGGAGGGAGAUUUUUGGUGGAGACGAUCAUGUCUCCAUAUGGUCCUUUGGGAUGUCCUGAGACUGAUUAUAGUGCCAUUAUUACAAUGUGUUCAUGAGGAAUGUCUGUAAUUAAGAUGGAAAUUCUUUAACAGAUAAUAUUCUAUUAUUCAACUUCGGUAUCUGAAUUGUGAUAAUCUUGAGAUAUCAAAGCAUA